AGCAUUUCUCGCCACCUCUCUCUCUCUCUCUCUCUCUGCCGGAAAUCUGACAGCCUCCGCUGCCUGCACCCGAUCUUCAAGCCGGAGAUCUGACCCGCACCAUCACCGUCAACCGCGACGGAUGGAGGGCUUCUGGUGCAGGCUAAGGUCGCUGCUGACUCAGAGCCGUUCGGUCUCAUCAUCUGUCCUGGCGGUUCUUCUCAUCUACUCCUUCUCAUCUCAAUUUCUCCCGAUCGAGCCUUAUCUCGUCCCUUACCUGACUUCCGUCAAGCACUUCACCAAUUUCCAGGUCACAGUUGAUAUAUAUCCUUGCAGCAUCUAUGCUCAACUUAUAUUUACAUUGGUCAUGGCACCGGCUUGCUUUUAUCUCUCAUACAAGCUGGUCAUUGUUCUAGGGGCUUUUGCGUUGCUUAUUACUUACUUGAUCAUCUGGGGAGGGCAGUCUCUUCUGUCAAUGCAAAUUAUGCAGAUAACAUAUGGAUUUGGCAUGGCUGCACGCUUGGUCUUCUCCUCAUAUAUUUUUCUUCUUGUACCGGAAGAGGAAUACCAAAUCAUGACUAGUUUAACCACGACGACUUCACUCCUGUCCUUUAUGUUGGCUUCUGAACUGAGUCAGCUUCUAGCUAUUGAGAAGGCUUCUUAUGCUACAUUUUUCAUUUUGAGUCUAAUUUCGUUGGGAAUAUGUUGUGCAGUGACGAUUUUGUUGCCCAAAGACUGUUCUUCGAGUCCCUUGUACCCUUCACUAACAGCUUUUUGGAGCCAGGAUGAGGGCUGGCUUAGGAUUUUGAAGGAAACAUGGGAUGGAAAGAAUAUACAGAUUCUCUCUCUUUGGUGGGCAUUGGCAUAUGCCGGCUUUUCCUUAGUACAAAACUAUGGGACAAGUCUCUUUGAUGCCAUUGACUCGAAAUCGAAUCUCAAUGGGCAUAUUUUAGCGGUGUCUCAGGCAGCUGGAAGCCUUGGGUCAUUAGGUGCUGUCUAUCUUGAGCUCUUUGCCAUUAAAUCUGGCAUGUUCAUCUAUGUGCUUGGGUCAGCACUCAUGGCCAUUGUGUGUGCAUGCAUGGGAUUCUCUAUGAAGAUUUGGGUUGCGUACCUAAUGUAUGUGAUGAUCUCCGGCAUCUACCAGACUCUGGCCUGCCUUGUGAGUGUGAGGUGCAGCCGGCUGCUGUCCAACAGACAGUUUAUCCUCCUCUUCUCUGUCAACAAUUUUGCAGGACUUCUCGUUGAAACAUUACUUCAGGCUGCCCUUGAAAUUCUGGGGCUAUCUGUUUCUGCACAAUUCAUCUCCUUUGCUGGUUUUUUCUUCUUAACAACAGCGAUUUUCGCUGUAUGCUGCUUUAUUGGCAACGGCGAUGGCGAUGGAGGAAGCAAAAUAGUCUCAUUGGCAUCAGAAGGUGAAACUGAACCAUUGAUCUCUGAGAGCUUGUAAAGGUAGUGUAAGAAGAGGAAGUAUUAAGGUACUGAGCCUCCGGGAAUGUACCGUGUUUUAUUUUAUUUUUUUAUUUUUAUCAUUGGGUCCAUUUUAUAUGGUUUUAGCAAAAGAAAACCUUUUAAGGUUAACACAAAAACAUUCUUUUGGAAAUAAAAGAGAUGAAUCUAUUGGAGGGGGAAAUGAGAGAUAUUUUGUUCCA
This is a messenger RNA of Magnolia sinica, 1628 nucleotides long. RefSeq lists its product as uncharacterized. Gene Ontology annotation, molecular function: vitamin transmembrane transporter activity. Lineage: Eukaryota; Viridiplantae; Streptophyta; Magnoliopsida; Magnoliales; Magnoliaceae. The transcript is spliced from 10 exons. The coding region runs from base 122 to 1426 and encodes 434 amino acids. Gene Ontology annotation, cellular component: plasma membrane. Gene Ontology annotation, biological process: transmembrane transport; vitamin transport. The record is from RefSeq and is a predicted model, not a curated record.